Molecule: messenger RNA, 659 nt
Organism: Neltuma alba
Lineage: Eukaryota; Viridiplantae; Streptophyta; Magnoliopsida; Fabales; Fabaceae
Exons: 6
Coding region: 228-659 (143 amino acids)
Source: RefSeq, a predicted model, not a curated record
CAACAGCUAGACAUGCCAACAAGAUGCCUGUGAAUCUUCAAGCUCAAAAUUCAGAGAAGGAACCCCUUAAAAAUUUAAGGGCAACCAUAGAAGAAAAUAAACUUUCUUCAAUUAAAGCUGUCAAGAUCGGCUUUAAGGCUGCAAAGCUUGUCGAAACUGACAGGAAUUAGCAACUCCUGCACGUCAAAAAAAAAACUAACUCCCCAGCAAACUCUGAACAUAAGGAAAUGCGGGGCAUUACAGCAGCAAAGAUUGACCAUCAUAUUGACAGUUCUCCGAAUCAAAAGCCUGCGACCCCUUUCCUAAAGAGGAAAAACACUAAUGAGCUUUCAGAAGCAGAUUUAGCGCCCUUAAGGUCCCUGAAGCGACUCUGUCACUCUCCUAGUGAAAUCAGAAAUUCCAAGGGGUGCCCAGAAAAGGUUGUUGGAAAGGUGGAGAGUAGGCCCAACAGCUCACUCUGCAAUUCUCCCACAUCCAAACUUCAACGUCCACUGGAGAUUAACCUGAUGGAAGUGAAAUUUCCCACUUCUGCGUUCUUGGAGGAUAACAGCACUGUUGAAAAGGCUGAGUCUUAUACAAAGGAACUUGAAGAUAUUUGCAACAUGCUGAAAAAGAAGCACGAGGAAGCGAAAGAAUUAAUAGUUCGGGCAGUUGUGUGA